AUGGCUGGCAGUGGACCGCUGGUCAUGAGGCACUAUGUGACAGGUUACCUCGACGCUUGUCUCGAAGAGCUCAAGGGUUGGAGUGCGAGUCUACCUGGGCGGGACCGAAGUCGAGCAGGUGAAGAGGUCGCCGGGAAAUGUACGUCACCCAUCAGUUUCGCCCCGGUCACGGUUCAGAAACCGUGCGUGAGCGUGACGGGACCCGUAAAUAGUUCAGAAAACAACGUAGGCGCUUGCAAAAAUGAUCAUUUUGCGCAAGCGCCUGCCGAGGUCACUGUUCGCUCACCAUGCGUUAUGUGUGAGGUCACGCAGGAUUUUGUUCGGUUCACCAGCGCGGAGAACGCGUGA
Molecule: messenger RNA, 348 nt
Organism: Stereum hirsutum FP-91666 SS1
Lineage: Eukaryota; Fungi; Basidiomycota; Agaricomycetes; Russulales; Stereaceae
Exons: 2
Coding region: 1-348 (115 amino acids)
Source: RefSeq, a predicted model, not a curated record